GCAAGAGCUCGAUGAGUUGACUGAGGUGUACAGACCGAGGAAAAAAAAAUAAAAUUCAAUUAACUAAAGAGGGGGUUAAAUAGUGAGUGAAGAAAAUAGUGUGAAAGAGAAAGAAAAGCCCUUUCUGAAAAAAAAACUCUUAUUUUCUCUAGCGACAGUCGAGAUCUUGUCAAAAGAAGAUUUAAAUAAAAGUGAAUAGUUUUUCGGUGCCAGUGACAGUCGAAAGUGGCCGGGGAAUUAUGAUUCACGUUAUUGCAGAGAUAAGCACCGAAAAUCAAAUCUUUUACUCGGUGCUACUCUUUUCAUGGACCGUGUAUCUAUGGGAGGCCUAUCUGGCUCACAGACAGCGCAAGACAUACAGAGACACCACAUUGGUGCCUGAAGAAUUGGGAAAGAUCAUGGAUUCUGAAACAUUUGAGAAAUCGCGUCUGUACCAGCUGGAUAAAAGUACUUUUGGAUUCUGGUCUGGGCUUUAUUCUGAGACUGAGGGGACACUUAUCCUCUUGCUUGGUGGAAUUCCUUUUCUAUGGAAUGUAUCCGGACAUGUCAUUGGACGUUUUGGUCUAGGACCUGAGUAUGAAAUAACUCAGUCCUUGGUAUUCCUAUUUCUCGCAACAUUAUUCAGUGCAGUCACAGGUCUCCCUUGGAGCAUCUACAACACCUUUAUCAUUGAAGAGAAGCAUGGUUUCAAUCAGCAGACUUUGGGAUUCUUUUUUAAGGAUGCCUUGAAGAAAUUCGCAGUGACUCAGUGUAUUUUGCUUCCCGUGACCUCUCUGCUUUUGUACAUUAUUAAAAUUGGUGGUGAUUAUUUCUUCAUUUACGCUUGGCUUUUCACAUUGAUUGUUUCUCUGGUGUUGGUGACUAUCUAUGCUGAUUAUAUCGCACCACUGUUUGACAAAUUCACUCCACUUCCUGAUGGAGAGUUGAGAGAGAGUAUUGAGGAAAUGGCCAAGAGUAUCAGCUUUCCUUUAACCAAGGUUUAUGUAGUAGAGGGAUCAAAGAGGUCAUCGCACAGCAAUGCAUAUUUUUAUGGGUUUUUUAAGAACAAGCGUAUUGUUCUGUUUGAUACGCUUCUUGAAGAUCAUUCCCCAUUAAAUAAAGGGACAACUGAUGAGAACGUUGAAAUACAGACAGCUGCAGGAGAUGGGAGUGAAACUGAGAGCAUUGAAACCAAAGUAAGACCAAAGAAUAAGAAGCAGGGCUGCAAUAACCAAGAGGUUCUAGCAGUACUUGGUCAUGAGCUUGGGCAUUGGAAAUUGGGCCAUACUGUGAAAAACAUCAUUAUUAGUCAGGUGAACUCUUUCUUCUGCUUUUUCUUGUUUGCUGUUCUCAUGGAUAGAAAGGAGCUUUUUUCUGCUUUUGGUUUCUAUGACACCCAGCCUACUCUUAUUGGAUUGAUGAUCAUCUUCCAGUUCAUUUUCUCUCCCUACAAUGAGGUGCUAUCCUUUAGCCUGACUGUACUGAGCAGGAGAUUUGAAUUCCAGGCUGACACAUUUGCAAAGGAUCUAGGAAAAGCCACAGACCUGUAUUCUGCACUGAUAAAACUGAACAAGGAUAACUUAGGUUUUCCAGUUGCUGACUGGCUGUAUUCCAUGUGGCAUUAUUCCCAUCCACCUCUCCUGGAGAGACUCCGUGCCUUAAAGGACAAGAAGAAGGACUGAGAGAAGGGAAAGGAACUUACUUUCACCCUUAAGAAAUUGGAUAGUAUUUUUUGUUUAAAUUUUUUUUAAAAGUUUUCAUUCCAUGAACAGUGCAGAUCUGUACUGUAUGUUUGUAAUAUGGGAACUGGAUUAGGAUCUGAGCGCAUUUAGCUUAUGCACUGACUGCCAGCAGUACAGAUCAAAAUAAUAUUUUAAGUUGUGUUAAAACUACACUGAGACUUGAAUUAGUUUUUAAUUUAGCACAUGCCUAGUUUAAUGUGGUAUAAGUGAAUCUAUUUAAGCCACACCAGCACAGAUAUCGAAGGUUAUAAAUCUUUCAAUCUAAGUUGCAUCAUAUCUGAGAUGUUGUUCGAAGUGCUCUUGGAAAUUGCUUCAUGUACGUCACAUUCAAAGUAAAAGUGCAAAUUUAUAAAGCUUUAUUUUGGUGCAUCCUGUAGCAAAUUUUACUCUUGCUUUAGCUACCUUCCAAACCAGCAAACUGUGAGAUAACAUCUCUAUUUAAAUGGCUUUUUAAAAAAAAAAUCCUUUUUAUUAAUGGCCUCAAGUUUUCUAAAUGAUAUAGAUUAGAGUUGAACUUGAAUGCUGUUUUGAGAUACAAUUUUUGAGAGACCAUAAAGGUCUGGGUUGGAAGAGAUUAGGAAAAGAAUAAAUGUAAAUGUAGCUGGUCGCCAAAUGAGUUUUCUCCUUUCUCUUCUGAAAUGAAGGUGAGGUGAUAGUAAAAUGUUUUAUCUUCUCCUUUUCCCUGCUUCUUUUUGAGGGAGCGGGGCAUGUUGGGUGCACAGUAGCUAUUUGGUGAGCUUCCUGUCUAUUCUAGGGCUCCGUGAUAGCUCAGUUGGUAGAACAGCCUUAACCAUACAUAUGAGGAAUUGGCUUAGUAGUGCUACAAUUGGCAUUUAACUGCCAAAUUAAGGAUUAUGCUUUGACACUUCCUUACUGAAAUGGUCUGUGUGUGCAUGUUGGAAACUCAGUCAACAAGUCUACUGACACUUGCUAUCUCGACAUAAUGAGCAACAGAAAAGUACUGGACAAUACUGAUGGAACUCUAUCCCACUAAGAGCCAAGGCUUUUAGAAAAGAAAUGGCGAGGAAUAGUGUCUGGGGAGAAAAUUCAGUCACUGUGAAAAUAAGUUAAAAUUGUAAAAACAUAUGGAGGUAAAUGGUAGUUUCAAGUUUGUUCAGUAGUUUAAUUGUCAGUUUUCACACUACAAACAUUAUUAGUGAAGAGGGUUUCUUUAAAUUGCUCAUGUCUAUGUCAACAGAUGUAGGAUGUGAGUAAAUAUGCACUAUAAUAGCUUUUCCUAUCAUGAUUAAAAGUGAUUCUUGUGUUUUGAUAAUAUGUAUGGUGCAAAAUUUGCUCAAUCUGGUGCCAGUUUUAGCAUUUUGUUUAUCUCUGCAGGGUUGUGGAUACCCCUCAUUUUAUGUCAGGUUUAAUUUUAUUAUAUUUGGAAUACUUGAAUUCUAGUGAGCUUUGACCAGUGAAGGUUAAAGUAUAUAUUUUGUUUCUUUCAUUUGCAAGUGACUGUACAUGAAGCAACUUGACUCUGACUGAAAUAAUCCUAGUCUGUACCUUAACUGGCAUGUGAUAAUGCAUUUUUAUUUGGUACCUGUGAAGUAAUUUGUAUGAUACCUUACCUUAUCUUUCUGUAUUGCCCAGAGCAUCUUGGUCCAUUUUGUUUGCAUUAAUGUAUGCUACAAGAGAGGUCAAGUGAGGGUGCUGCUAAUUGUAUUCAGUUGUUAAAUUACCAGUUCCAAGUAUAAAAUAAAUGUUCAUGGUGUGUACAGUUUGAGGGAUGGAAGAGAUUUAUACAUAUUUCACUGAAUGUGACUCUGCACACAGUUAGUUGGCACCACCUGUGUUGUCCCUGCUGAAUUGUGGACCUUUGUAGUUUACUGUCAUAGUUAUUUCAUGAACUGGGAUGCCAGAAGUUUCAUUGACUUCCCAUUUGUUGCUGUUUAAAUUUCCAAAUCAGCUGAAGUAAGAAAAACUAACUUGCAGGGUUUCAUGAGCUUUUCUUUUCCUCCCUGUUGAUCUUCCAUUCCAAGUGGUGCUCUCCAUCAGUAAUUCUAGCCCUCCACUACCUCGCCCAAGUUCCCAGUUUUUCAUGUGCGAACUUUAAUGAGCUGAGUGUUCCAAUGUGUUGGAGUGAGCGUCACUGUCAAACCCAUUCCAAUCCCAACCUUGUGGGUCAAUCAACAACAAGUGGCAACAGGAACACCCCAAGUAGCCCAGGAUUCUGGAAUCUCUUCCACUGUCCACUGGACAUCUGUGAUGCUAGGGAAAACAGCUGGUCAAACAUUCCUUGUUUGAUAUACACCUCGGGACCCCACAGUCUGACAUAUUUUAUCUAUAGAACCAGUAGAGGUAGCUAGAAGUUGUUUACAAAUAUUAUCACUUGGUUGCGUUGCAAAAUGUUUGAAGCUGAGGGCAAUGCAGAUUUUAUGUUUCAUGUGAGGAAUUUGGAGAUGAAGUUUGCCAUUGCUUUUUGCGUUGACGAUGGGCUCAGCCCUUAGCUUGUGGUCAGUCCAUUCAAAAGCCUGAAGUUGGUUUGUUAACUAUGCAGAACAGCUUAUCAGGAAUAAGUCAUUUUUGCACAGUGAAUAAGCCAUAAUGUUACUUUGACAAUGGAAAAGAAAGGACUUACUGCACAUCUGUAUCUUGCACACCAAUCAACGGUGCAGUAUUCUUAAUACUUUUUAUUUAGUCCUCUGUGUAUACAAAAUGGAAAUUAAAAAAAUUGCUUGAAACCAUUCUGAUGAAGGGCUCCAUUGCCAAAGAUUAGUUCCUGUUUCAUGUGCUGAUCUGUGCAUUUACACUAUUUUCAGUUUUUAACUUUUUUUGUGGCUUUGACAUUAAACAGAUGUUGCAAAUGAGGCAUUAAAGUUGAAUUUAAAUUAAGCAAUGGAACUUUUAAAUUUUAAAAAAUGGACAAUGAGACAAGACAGGAAGUAUUAUUUAAAUUGGGGAGUGGAUUAAAAAUAUUUCUCUGGUCAAUGAUUUCACAAGUCACUAACAGUAAGGUCGUUCACAUUUCAAAGGCAGUGUGAAUAUUGGAAUCCUGCUUGUUUUGUUUUAUCUUUAAAGUAUUCAAUAUCUGUAAGCAUGGAUUCCUUGAACCAAACUAUGAUCAAAGUCAGUAUGAUUAUUUAAUUGGCAUGUUUUGGAAUUGUUAAACCAAACCUAUCUUUAAAAAACUGUGAUAAAUUCAGUUCCACUGUGGUGUUGAUUUACAAUAAAUGGACAAAUUGAGAGGUGAAAGUC
Chiloscyllium plagiosum (whitespotted bambooshark) is the source of this 4919-nucleotide messenger RNA. RefSeq names its product zinc metallopeptidase, STE24 homolog (gene zmpste24). NCBI's taxonomy places the organism in Eukaryota, Metazoa, Chordata, Chondrichthyes, Orectolobiformes, Hemiscylliidae. The record is from RefSeq and is a predicted model, not a curated record. Gene Ontology annotation, molecular function: metalloendopeptidase activity. Gene Ontology annotation, biological process: CAAX-box protein processing.